CCGGUGUUGAGUGACGAAAGGAAGGCAGUGUAGCAACAAAUUGUAUCAAAUCUUUGGACGAAAUAGGGCGCUAAAAUAGAGUAAAUGUCGGAAGACUCACAUUAUCAAUGAUAUGACGUGCUUAUUAACAUGUUUGAAUCUUAGAUCUUCAAACAGAUCUUUAUUUAUAUUGUGCAGAAGCUUAGCCACCCAAAGUACCCCAUCCCACCAACACACACAGACUUUAACAUGGAAAAGACAUGACAUCAGGCCUGCAGAUGUCCUGCCAACAAACAUAAUUUAUCAUGUACCAUCACGGUCAUUUCUCUCACUCCUCGAUAAAAGGAAGGAAUACUCAGAGAGGAGAAUAGUUGGGUUUUCCAUGGACGAUAUGUACGAUGUUGUCAGCUCCGUGGACAAGUACCAUGAGUUUGUGCCAUGGUGUUUGCAAUCGGUCAUCAAAUCCAGAAAAGCUGGUCACUUCAAGGCAGGUUUAGAGGUUGGGUUUCCACCCCUUGUCGAGAGGUACACCUCCACAGUAACCGUCGUCAAACCUAACCUUGUUAAAUCUGUCUGUACAGAUGGGAAGAUGUUUAACCACCUAGUGACAAUAUGGAGGUUUGGGCCUGGUAUCCCGUACAAGCCAAACACAUGCACCAUCGACUUCUCUGUGUCCUUUGAGUUUCGUUCCGUUCUCCACUCCCAUCUCUCCACUAUCUUCUUCGAUGAGGUCGUGAAGAAAAUGGUGAAGGCGUUUGAGAAGCGGGCAGAGAAGAUCCAUGGUCCGCAGGCCGUCAUAGCCAGGUCCGAUCAUCUGAGGUAUUCAUCAUGACGAACAAUACCACAACUUCACUUUACUAGCCAGAAAUAAAUACUAAUAUUUCAGUAACCUCAGAUAUUUAUAUCUAGUAUUUUUUAUUCAAUAAAUUAAUUAGUGUCAGACUGAACUAUUUUAAGUGUCACAGCUGUGGUCAGCAGCAACUGAAAGAUGCCUUUUCAGUGAUCUGAUAGUUACUGCAGAAGUUUGAAGGCAUCUAUUUAAAGGCACUGGACACUAUUGGUAAUUAAAAUGGUGAAAAUAAUUGUUGACAUAAAACUUACUUGGUAACAUUCAAGCAAUAAGCCCUUUUGAGGUUUGGCUGGCGUGAUAGGAGUGUGGUUUGGGUGUUAACCCACAAAUCGUAUAGUGUUGUAUUAACAAAGUGCCCGCCAAAUCUGAAAAAGGCUUAUGGGGAGCUGAUGAUGGUAUAAAACAUUGUGAGAGUCUGCCAGGGCUGUAUGCUUCGUUUUUGAAAGGGCAAGGGCACCA
Asterias rubens (European starfish) is the source of this 1288-nucleotide messenger RNA. RefSeq names its product coenzyme Q-binding protein COQ10 homolog B, mitochondrial-like. Gene Ontology annotation, biological process: ubiquinone biosynthetic process; cellular respiration. The transcript is spliced from 5 exons. Lineage: Eukaryota; Metazoa; Echinodermata; Asteroidea; Forcipulatida; Asteriidae. Gene Ontology annotation, cellular component: mitochondrion. Gene Ontology annotation, molecular function: ubiquinone binding. The record is from RefSeq and is a predicted model, not a curated record. Bases 113 to 811 code for a protein of 232 amino acids.